Molecule: messenger RNA, 1062 nt
Organism: Lethenteron reissneri (Far Eastern brook lamprey)
Lineage: Eukaryota; Metazoa; Chordata; Hyperoartia; Petromyzontiformes; Petromyzontidae
Product: pituitary tumor-transforming gene 1 protein-interacting protein-like
Biological process (GO): protein import into nucleus
Cellular component (GO): nucleus; cytoplasm
Source: RefSeq, a predicted model, not a curated record
GGCGGGGCGCUCUGUGCCGCCUCUCACUCGGAAGUCUUCACUUGACGACUCUACUCGCUCCUCUCUCCGCGUCUUCUCCGACAAACUUUCAAGAGUCAACAACAUCAACAACAUCAUCCUCGGGCGCGUCCACAAACCCUCCUCCUGCUGCAGACGAUGGCUGCUGCCCUGAUGCUCAACCUGGCCACGGCCCUGCUCCUGGCAGCGUCGCUGGCCGUGCUGCCCGCAUCGGCAGAUCUGUGUAACACCAUGAGCGGCAAGUCCUGUGAAGAAUGUCUGAAGAACGUCAGUUGCCUGUGGUGUUUCUCCAACAACUCGUGCCUGGACUACCCCGUGAAGACCAUCCUGCCCUCCUCUUCAGUGUGCGCCCUCUCCAAGGCCCGCUGGGGCGUCUGCUGGGUGAACUUUGAGGCUCUGAUCAUCACCAUGUCAGUGGUGGCCGGCGUGCUGCUGCUUGCGAUGUGCAUCUGCUGCUACUGCUGCUGCUGUCGCGAAAGCAAGAGUUCCAAGCGAGCGCGGCAGCUGGAGAAAGAGAAGGCUGCCCGGGACAAGGCCGAUCGCGUGGUGCGCACUGAAGAGCGGAAGGUGGAACGGAAGGCCAGGAAUGAUGAAAUUCGCAAGAAAUAUGGCCUGUACACGGAGGACAAUGCUUACACACGGUUCGACAACAAGUGACGUGGUCAGCUUGAGCAGCAGCAGCAAAAUCAGCACUUACAGGGCUCCACCCACAGACACACACUACACACUCCGCUCUCCAGGGAUGAUAGGCAGGGCACAGCACUAAUCCUAGAACACACACAAGCCACGUACUAAUGUUACUCUUAUUAAAGUACAUUGACAUUUUUUGAGCAAAAAAAGAAAAAGGGCAGAAGUAAUCGACGGUGGCCUUUUUUUCGUGAAAUUAUUAUGGUGGUGGUUCAGUUUGUACAUUUGGCUUUUGAUGAAUCUCUGCUUGUCCUUAAUUCUUGUUCUAUUAAAUCCCACCUUGGUAGUUGACUGUCUUAUUAAUGUAUUCCUCUGUUUUUAACAUUGUUACAAUGCAAUUAAAGGUUCUAACUCAAA